Messenger RNA from Prorocentrum cordatum, 1055 nucleotides. NCBI's taxonomy places the organism in Eukaryota, Dinophyceae, Prorocentrales, Prorocentraceae. The record is from the annotation of a GenBank genome assembly.
CAUCACAACCAGGGUUGCCACCUCCAGCGAGGAGGUCCACGACGCCCUGCCGAUCUGGGAAUAGGACAAUGUCUCAGGCGAGGCGCCGCCUGCAGCCCGCUGGCGCGGAGGACGGCGCGCGGGCGUCCCCGACGCCGCAGCAGCGCGCGGUGGAGGACCGCCGCGCGGCGUCGCUGGAGAGCGCCGCCAGGGCGAAGGUGGCCGAGGACGCGGAGCGCCUCCGCGAGGCGCUCACAGAGGGCGAGAAGGCCGGCGUCGGCGAGGAGGCGCUGGGUCCGCUGCGGUCGCUGCUCGGCGGCUGGGAGCAGCAGGCCCUCCGCCAGCAGGCGGCGGCCCUCGGGGCGCUCGCCGAGGCGGCCACAGGCGGCGACGCGGGGCGCCUCCGCGCCUGCGUGGAGGCGGCCGAGGUGGCGUGCAGCGCGAAGGACCCCCAGGUCGUGGAGGCGCGCCAGUGCUUGUCCCGCCUGGAGCGGCUGGAAGUAGCCCGCCGCCGCCUGGAGGAGGCCGUCUCGAUCCAGCGCCCCGCGGCGCAGUCUGCGGGCCUCUGCAGCGGGCGAGGCGCCAUGGCUUCUGAAUGUUACAGCGAGGUCUGCAAGACGGCCAGCGUGGCUAGCACCACCGAUUGCCCCAAAGGCUUCAAGGUCGACGUGGUGGGCAUGGCUUCCGCGUACAAUAGCGAGGUCCGCAAGACGGUCAGCGUGGAUGGCGACACCGACUGCUCAGAAGGCUUCAAUCUCGACGUGAUGGGCCUCGCAACAGAUGAGUCUGAUUGCGCAGCUUCGUUCAAGACGACCUCCCUGGACAGCCUGACGAAGGUUCAGCUAGACGGCGGAGUUGACGAGCAGCCAGAGCCUGGAGAAGACGAGCCAGACGCGGCUUGGGACAGCUUGGCAGACGGGGACAAGGCUGCCGCCCUGGAAAGGUGGCGGGAGCGGCGCGAGGACCGGCGCGGGCGUCUGGCGAAGCAGCGAGCCGGUUUCGACAGCCGCGCCCACGCCUGCUUCUGCCAGAUGCUCUGCAGCAGCGACUGUCGCCACCACAGCGGCGACAAGUGA